GGCGCCUCCCGGCGGUAGCGGGGCUUCAAUGCGACGGCCUGACCUGAGCGCCGGCCAUGGAGCCGCAGAAAGAGGCGCGAACGCUGUGCGAGACCGUAGUGCGGCCGCCUGGGGCCUCGCGGUGUCAGACGCCGAACGAGGAGGCGCCGGCGGCGGCUGCUUUGGACGCAGAGGCGGGCGGCGCGUGUGCGGACGGGCUGUGGGAGCUGCCCGUGGAGCCGGCUGAGCGGAGGCCCGAGUGCAGCCGCUGCAGCCGGCCUCAGAAAGUGUGCUUGUGUCCAUUUCUACCAGUGCACCCUUUGCAUAUCUCCACCCACUUGUACAUAAUUCAGCAUCCAGCAGAGGAAAACAAAGUGUUGCGGACAGUUCCUCUACUAGGAGCAUGCCUCCCCCAGGACAAGUGUAAAGUAAAGAUUGGUCGUCGCUUCAGCGAAGAAAGAGAUCCUGAACUUUCAACUGUUUGCCGGGAGUCUGGUACAUUAAUAUUAUAUCCAGGGGCUGACGCUGCUAAUUUGGAAGAAUUUAUAUUAGAUUCUCCUGUUUACCCUUCCACAAUCAUCAUCAUUGAUGGUACAUGGAGCCAGGCUAAGGACAUUUUCUAUAAGAAUUCCUUGUUCCGACUUCCCAAACAGGUGCAGUUAAAAACUAACAUUUCUAGUCAGUAUGUAAUUCGGAUGCAACCAACUAAUAGGUGCCUUUCUACACUGGAGUGUGCAGCUGUUGCUCUUUCAAUCUUGGAGAAAAAUAGUUAUAUACAAGAGACUUUGCUUCGCCCUCUUCGAGCCUUAUGUUCUUUCCAGCUUCAGCACGGUGCUCAAAUUCGCCUCAGCAAAGAACACCUUCUGAAAAAUGGAUUAUAUCCUAAGCCAAUGCCAAAGAACAAACGCAAACUCAGGAAAAUGGAACUGUUAAUGAAUAGUGUUAAAAUUUAGUACAGUUCUAUGGUGCUAGUUUACUUGUCUUUAUCUGAGGAUACCCAGUUAAGUUUCCAUGCAGUUUAGAUCUGUGGGUUUUUAACUUUCUGAGGAAGAAUGAAAGUUACAUACUAAUCUUGCCAGAAGAAGGAAGUAAACCAAAUAGCCAUAAAAACAACAAAAAAUUUCACUGGCUCAGCAAAAAGCAAGAGUUCAUACUGUAUUUGUUUUUAAAAAUGUGCCUCUAAAACAUGUUUUUAAAUCCAUAAUUUAAAAUAUGAUUAAUUGUUGAGCUGGGUUAGAAGUUCUUGCUAUAAAAUGGAAGGAAGUCAUGCCUGAUUGGAACAGUAUUGUUUCCGUUAAUGUUUAUGGAUAAUUAGGUGUAGAGCAAUAAUAGAGAUAUCUACAUCAAUUUACAAUCAAGUACCUGAACUUCAUAGUUUAAAAUAAGUAGCAAAAGAAAACAGUAGUUUAGAUUCAACUUACUUAUUUUAUAAAAUAGUAUAAAAGAAUAAGGAAACUUUAAGUAUUCUUUAGGGGCUAAACUUGACCUCAGCUAAUGUGAUUUAAGUGAUCUAUUAAUUGCCCUAAUUUUUAAAGAGGUGCAUGUAAUUUUGAAAUCACAUACAUUUUCAUUUGCAAUCACUCUGGAUAAAUUUUUAUUUUUCGUUGUAUUCAUCUGUAUGAGUUUUGAGUAUUUACUGAACAGGUUUAUUGAUUGUGGUAAACUGCUUUUGUUGAAGUUUUUAUAUGGAAAAUAACUAGAAUAUAAUACAGCUGUUACUUUGAGAACAUAUUUCUGUAAGUAGGGCUAUUUAAAUCUUUUUUAAUGGGCAAAAACUUUUAAUUCGAAAGAACAAAUUCCCCCUGCCCUAUUGGGAACAUAUUUGCUAAGAUUUUGUAUUGAAUAAGAGACGUGUGUGUAAUGUAAAUUUAUAUCCAACUGCAAUUAUGUACAAAUUUUCACAAGAAAUGGGGACUUUCUUUUGGUCUUUAUGAUUUCUAGAGUUUCCUGUAUCCAGUGUUAAGUUGUAAGGAAAAGCUAAACAUGUAUUUUAAAAGCAAGCUUGAUAAAUAUUUGUGUGUGUGUGAGAAACAUGAGCAUACACCAGUGGUUGUUUCUGACAGUUGUUAUGCUUAUUUAUUUGUUUAUUUUUACCCUGGAUUAGACCCUAAUUAAAAAGCUAUAAUGCUGGUCACAAUUAGAAUGCUAAUAUUUGGGGAAACUAUGCAGAAAACAUUUUAAAAUAUUAAAAGUUAGAUUUCUGUC
Molecule: messenger RNA, 2184 nt
Organism: Lemur catta (Ring-tailed lemur)
Lineage: Eukaryota; Metazoa; Chordata; Mammalia; Primates; Lemuridae
Gene: DTWD2
Product: DTW domain containing 2
Exons: 6
Coding region: 57-932 (291 amino acids)
Source: RefSeq, a predicted model, not a curated record